Molecule: messenger RNA, 1398 nt
Organism: Bolinopsis microptera
Lineage: Eukaryota; Metazoa; Ctenophora; Tentaculata; Lobata; Bolinopsidae
Exons: 9
Coding region: 4-1059 (351 amino acids)
Molecular function (GO): protein binding
Source: RefSeq, a predicted model, not a curated record
GCAAUGGCCUCGGUUAAGCAGAAGUUAGCAAGUGCUCUGGAUUUCGACAAGACUGUGGUUAUCAAGCAAAAUGGAAAUAUAAACGGGGUGCACCAAGCCUCAAAAGCGAUCAACAUAAAGCGUGUAAUCCCUACAUUUAGUGUUAACGGCGUGUACAGUUGCCAGUUAUCAUCAGUCUCAGAUCAACUGGCAAUGGGGUACGGAAAUGGGGACGUUGAAGUUUAUAAUGUAGAGACCGGAGAACAGAUCUCUCUUAUCCAGAAUGUUUGUAAAAACCUUCCUGUUACUUCCAUCAGAUACCUUUACGGCUCUGGAGCUUUCUUCGCAACAGGUCCUAGUGGUAAAGUGCGGCAGAUAGACCCCUCACAAAACAUAAACCAGUGGGUUUUGGAGUUAGAUAACAACGAGAUAAACUGUGUAGACGUUAAUCUUGAUAACACCUAUCUCGCGCUAGUCGGCAAGUUACCAUACGUGUUUGUCUAUGACGUGGAGACUUUCAAAGUGCUUACUGUUUUUGAAGGACCUAAAGGAAUUAGAUAUUUCAGUCUGGAGGGAUCCCAAACAGGGCACUCACAGCGCCUCUUCGUAACCAAGUUCGAUCCUGUAGACAAGUUUACUGUGAUGAGUGCGGGGUGGGACAGCAGUGUCAAACUCUGGGACACUAGAACUAACAGUGUCAUUUGGAAUGUCUCUGGUCCCAAAGUAUGCGGUGAAGGAAUUGACAAGUCAGGAAAUUAUUUAGUAACAGCAUCUUGGUUUGUUAAAGACGCUCUGCAGUUAUGGGAUACCAGAUCUCAGAAACUGGUCUCGACUCUGAAUUGUCGAACUGUGGAGGAUUCAGAGUUUUUGUACUGCGGACAGUUUUACACCCACGACAAAGUCAUCUGUGGAGGAAGUGGGGUCACAAAUGCUAAACUCGUGGAUACUGUGGAGAAUAAGGUAGUUGACGAGGUUAUGACAAAUCUGAAAGUGAUGCAGAGCUUGUGCCUGUCACGUGAGAGGAAGAUGUGUGUGACAGCUGGUCUGGGAGACCACGCCACGUGCGCCACUUUCUCAUGACAUCAGAGCUUUCCAGAAACUUGUCGAUAAAUUCUUCCGGUCAGAUGCUCUGUGGAGUGAAAAACGUUGAAUAGAACUUUGUAGAAAAUCAGACGAAGCAGGCAAAGUAUUUAUAAAAACAGAGUUCUAUAUUGGUGAUCACGUUUUUUCAAGAACUUCAGUCUUUAAUUGAUUUAAAGUCACGUAUUUGUAUUUGACAAAACUCUUUUCAGUAUUCUUUAGCUUUUAAGAUAUAAUACGACCGUCAACGGUUUUGUAUUUAGUUUUUGCGAUAUCUGUUCCGAAAUACAGUGUAAAAAUGUAUGUUGGUUUUAAUUAAACGAUAAUAUUGUUCCCAUA